This is a messenger RNA of Rhipicephalus microplus (southern cattle tick), 1556 nucleotides long. RefSeq lists its product as uncharacterized. The record is from RefSeq and is a predicted model, not a curated record. NCBI's taxonomy places the organism in Eukaryota, Metazoa, Arthropoda, Arachnida, Ixodida, Ixodidae.
ACGACGGCGCUUGUUUUUCCUCUCCGGGCCGCGCUAUGUGAGCGCGUGUGUGCUGCGCUGCGCCGGCGCCGGCAGUUUCGUCCCUUCUUCAGCUGUUUGGGCGCUCUCUCUCUGGGACUGAAACGUUGCUACGCCGUUUCGCCGCUGCCCGUGCAAAAAAAAAAAAAAGUGCAUAUUUUGAUCGUGUGUCUUGUGACGAGUGUCGUGGCCGUGAUCGGCGCCGUGCCUACCACGUAGAAGAAACCCCCCCCGGGAAUCGAAAGUGUCAGAAAGCGGGCGUGCGUCUUAGUGUGGCAUGUGCGCGAGGUUUGUGUCAUUGGCUGCACUGAGUCGUGCUCGGUGAAACACCGUUGCGGAGAGUGUAAGAGAAAGUGAGAACGCCGCAGAUCUGUAAAACCGCCGUCACAACGACAGCUUUGCAGAUCUGAAAUCUGACACCGAGUGAAACGACACGAGACGCUCCACUUCCCGUCUGUCAUCCUGUGCAUUCACACUAGGGGAUCUAGUUUAUAGGAACAGCGCAGGAGGUGCCGUCAAAGGGAGGAGCAAAAGAAAGUUUCCGAUCGUCGGUCUUACCAUGCCGAGUGCGUCAGAAACCGCGUACCUCGCGGCGCCCAAGCCGCCCGGUGCUGGUGCUUGAUAACGUAGAAGAAAGAAGAUCUGACCUUCCAGGUCUCUGGUCGUGCUCCAGUCGGCAUGGCGACGGUGUCUUCUGUGACCACAGCCGACCAUUCCUCGGGUUACGUUUCUGUCUGGCUCCGACCACCCGAGCAACAGGCUGCCUCCGGUCCCGCUGCUCGAGCUGCCCGUGCAGCCGGAGGCAAGUGGGCCCUCACCGCGACCCUCGGAACCGUAGCCCUCGCCUCACUGCUUCCAGAGGUGGCCCGCUACCUCGUGUCGAGUUGCGUUCCCCUAUGGGCCGUCCUGUGCGCCCACUACUGGUUCUGCUUGGCCACUCGCGGAACCUUCAAGGCUUCGGAUGGCUUCGUGGUCGCCCUGUCAGGGAUCGUGGGUGACUUGUCGGCCGGAGGAGUAGCUGGACGUCUUCCCAGUCCUGCGGGACUCGUCGCCUCAACGGCGGUGUGGGCCGCGGUGUGCCUGUCGGCGUGCGCGGUCGCCGCUCCGAGGGCGUUGGGUGUUUUGCCGUCACUGGCAGCAUUGCGGCUUGUCGCCUUGGUGUCCUUUGUAGGCGGCUGGCCUUGUUGGGUGCGUGCGACCAUCGGCCACCUGUGCGGACUGUUCGGUCUACUGGCGGCUCGUUUCACCGAGGCUCAACUCCGCGCGGGUCACGUCUCCUCGCUGGUGUCGCCCGACGGGAGGCUUCUGGCUGUGCGACGUCGUCGUACGGGCAGUUCCCCGGGACUUCACGGAAUCACCUCCAAAGGACGUCGGACAUCGUUGCCCGUGUUGGGACAGCGUCAGCAGUACUACGGACCUGGGUACCAGGUGAGACCGAAGGGUGUUUGACCGAAUGCCCUCGGCAACCGGGCUUUGGGUUUUUUUCCAGGCGUGUAAGCAGUGUUCUUCAGGCUGACGAUGGACGGCGAGACGUUGAA